ACAGACACUGAGGACAGCACAUAUCAGAGAGACCAGAUCAGAGACCAGACAGAUGGACAAAGAGACGCUCUACCUGGACAUGGAUCACAUGUUGGUACUGUUGCUGUUGCUGUUGAGCUCAGGACUGCAAAUAGAAGGAGAACAAAACACAGAGCCUGUCAGGUUGGUUGGAGGAGACAAUCGCUGUGCAGGAACACUGGAGCUGAAACAUCAGGGAGACUGGAGACCAGUUGGUGACUCUCUCUCUGGCUGGACCCUGAAGGAAGCAGCUGUUGCCUGUGGAGAACUGGACUGUGGCUCUCCUGUUUCUGUACUACGGAAAGAGGAGUCCUCAGACAGACGUGUCUGGAGGGUCAGGUCUAACUGUGUUCAGUCUGGAUCUGCUCUCAGGGACUGUGUAACAUCAGAUUCCUCUUCCUACAUCCUGGAUCUCGCCUGUUCAGACUCUGUCAGGCUGGUGAAUGGGACUAGUCUGUGUUCAGGAAGACUGGAGGUGAAGUCUGACCAGUCUAACCAGUGGUGGUCCUCAGUGUGUGAAGCUGACUUUGACAAGCAGGAUGCAGAGGUGGUCUGUAGGGAGCUCGGCUGUGGGGCUCCUUCAGUCCUCCAGGGGGCGCUCUAUGGAGAAGUGGAGUCUCCAAUGUGGACCAAAGAGUUCCAGUGUGGAGGCAAUGAGUCUGCUCUUCUGGACUGUAGAAGCUCAGGCUCAGCUAGAAACACCUGCUCACCUGGAAAAGCUGUUGGACUCACCUGCUCAGAGUCUGUCAGGUUGGUGGGAGGAGACGGUCGCUGUGCAGGAACACUGGAGGUGAAACAGGGAAAGUGGAGACCAGCAUUUGGCUAUGGCUGGACCCUGAAGAAAGCAGCUGUUGCCUGCAGAGAACUGGACUGUGGCUCUGCUGUUUCUGUAGGACGGAGAAAGGAGUCCAAAGACAGACCUGUGUGGUGGAUCAGGUCUGCCUGUAUUCAUUCUGGAUCUGCUCUGAGGGACUGUGUAACAUCAGAUUCCUCUUCCUACAUCCUGGAUCUCACCUGUUCAGACUCUGUCAGGCUGGUGGAUGGGACUAGUCUGUGCUCAGGAAGACUGGAGGUGAAGUCUGACCAGUCUAACCAGUGGUGGCUCUCAGUGUGUGAAGCUGACUUUGACCAGCAGGAUGCAGAAGUGGUCUGUAGGGAGCUCGGCUGUGGGGCUCCUUCAGUCCUCCAGGGGGCGCUCUAUGGAGAAGUGGAGUCUCCAAUGUGGACCAAAGAGUUCCAGUGUGGAGGCCAUGAGUCUGCUCUCCUGGACUGUAGAAGCUCAGGCUCAGCUAGAAACACCUGCUCACCUGGAAAAGCUGUUGGACUCACCUGCUCAGAGUCUGUCAGGUUGGAGGGAGGGGGCAGUCGCUGUGCAGGAACACUGGAGCUGAAAUAUCAGGGAGAAUGGAGACCAGCGUUUGGCUCUGACUGGACCCUGAAGAAAGCAGCUGAUGUCUGCAGAGAACUGGACUGUGGCUCUGCUGUUUCUGUAGGACGGAGAGAGUCGUCAGACAGACCUGUAUGGGAUAUCUGGUCUUACUGUGUUCGGUCUGGAUCUGCUCUGAGGGACUGUGUAACAUCAGAGUCCUCUUCCUACAUCCUGGAUCUCACCUGUUCAGACUCUGUCAGACUGGUGGGUGGGUCUAGUCUGUGCUCAGGCAGACUGGAGGUGAAGUCUGACCAGUCUAACCAGUGGUGGUCCUCAGUGUGUGAAGCUGACUUUGACCAGCAGGAUGCAGAGGUGGUCUGUAGGGAGCUCGGCUGUGGGGCUCCUUCAGUCCUCCAGGGGGCGCUCUAUGGAGAAGUGGAGGCUCCAAUGUGGACCAAAGAGUUCCAGUGUGGAGGCCAUGAGUCUGCUCUCCUGGACUGUAGAAGCUCAGGCUCAGCUAGAAACACCUGCUCACCUGGAAAAGCUGUUGGACUCACCUGCUCAGAGCCUGUCAGGUUGGUGGGAGGAGACAGUCGCUGUGCAGGAACACUGGAACUGAAACAUAAUGGUGAAUGGAGACCAGUGAUUGGCUCUGACUGGACCCUGAAGGAAGCAGCUGUUACCUGCAGACGUCUGGACUGUGGCUCGGCUGUUUCUGUAGAAUGGAGAAAAGAAUUGUCGGACAGAUCUGUCUGGAUGAUCAGCUAUGACUGUCUUCCGUCCAGAUUUGCUCUGAGGGACUGUGCAAAAUCACGGUCCUCUUCUGACAUCCUUCAUCUCACCUGUUCAGGCCUGCAGGAGGCAGAAGCAGGGCAGACAGGAGAACAUUGAGCUGGAUGAUUAUAACCUGGGUGUUCCUGCAGCUGGAGGAGGGCUGACUGAAGAGGAAGGUGCUCAGGGAGCAGAGUAGGACCUCCAAGGAGAUCCUCUCAUAUCCACAUGGAUUUCACGAUGGACAACCAUCAGCUCAGUCGAGGAUUUUACAUUUUUAUACUCAUGUUGGCUGAAAUUAUUACAUAACAUUAUAUCUGUAUUACUCUGAAGAUGAAAAGACCAAAAACAACAACAUGUUACCCUGUCUCUCAAUACUUUCUGACUUCCUGUCUGUGGCUCUCAGUUCCAACCCUGUUUGUUCCUACUGAAGACGUAAAUCUUAAAAAAUAUGGUUUCAUUAGAAAACUAGACUUGAAAGCAGGAAUACUGAGAUCCAAACAACACAAUUCAAAACCAAAGACACACUGACCCAGGCUGGCUGGGAAUUUGGGAGUGUUGGUAAUCUUGGAACAGUGUUGGCCAAGUAAUGUUAAAUAUUAAAUUAAAAUAAAAGUUAAAUUAAGUCAUAUCCACUUAAUCUGGUGUUCGGUAUACUCGAUCAAAUUUAGUGACAUUUGAACAAUUCAAUCCUGAGAUAAGAGGAAAAACUUCAGGACGACCUGCUGUCGUAUUUGUAGAUCUGGAGCACAACCAGGGUUGGUGCAACAAAUCUGCUGCCAUUUGCUGAAUCUGUUUAAAAAGAUUGCAGUGAAUGAUGUAAGUCAUGUAGUUAGCAGACAAAGUACAAUGUCAGAAAGUCAGCAGCUGUUUGACACCAAUGUCGCCUUGUUAGUGAGAUGUGAACUUUAUAAUUUUAUCACUGUAAUGAUGUAUCACUGCCCUCUACUAUGUUAAAAAAAAUAAUAGCAGUUUCAUAAACAUUUGCUUAUUUCAUAUGAAUUUUGCUUACUUUUUGUUGGAGAAAGAAGGUAAAAGCAGUUUAUUAAACUACAAAACUGUAAAUUAACUGA
Molecule: messenger RNA, 3231 nt
Organism: Dicentrarchus labrax (European seabass)
Lineage: Eukaryota; Metazoa; Chordata; Actinopteri; Moronidae
Product: scavenger receptor cysteine-rich type 1 protein M130-like
Exons: 10
Coding region: 53-2278 (741 amino acids)
Cellular component (GO): membrane
Source: RefSeq, a predicted model, not a curated record